Molecule: messenger RNA, 1908 nt
Organism: Brassica oleracea var. oleracea
Lineage: Eukaryota; Viridiplantae; Streptophyta; Magnoliopsida; Brassicales; Brassicaceae
Product: probable LRR receptor-like serine/threonine-protein kinase RPK1
Exons: 1
Coding region: 184-1731 (515 amino acids)
Biological process (GO): protein phosphorylation
Molecular function (GO): ATP binding; protein kinase activity
Source: RefSeq, a predicted model, not a curated record
AACUUGAAUUUCGAGAGAGAGAGAUCAAAAAUCUACAAAAGACUUAAAAAACUUUUUAUUUGAUUUUAUGUUUCUGAAAAAAGGGUAAAUCGAAAAAUCAGGGCUUUGAUUAUCAUCCUGCGUUUUUUGCCGUUCAUCUCUCUCUAACUCUCUCUCUCUCUCUCUCUCUCUCUGGUGGGAGAAAUGAAGAAAACGCUCCUUGCUUUGUUCUUGCUGCUUCUGAAUCUGUUUGCGUUUUCAUCUUCUCGGAAACUCAAACCUUUCCACGACGCAACUGUUCUUCUGGAGUUGAAGAGUAGCUUCUCCGAUCCACACGGUGUUCUGUCUAGGUGGGAUCCGAACAUCUCCAACCACUGUUCUUGGUUCGGUGUCUCUUGCAACUCCGAUCUCAGAGUCGUCUCUCUAAUCCUCGACGAGACUAGACUCGGCGGCGAGAUCUCUCCGGUGGUCGGAAGCCUCUCUGAGAUUAGGGUUUUAUCUCUUGCUUUCAACAAUCUUGGAGGCCAAGUUCCAAAGGAGAUCUGGGGGUUGAAGAGGUUAGAGAUCCUUGACCUUCAAGGCAACGACUUUAGGGUUCAGAGAUUCUCACGCGAUGCUGUCAGGAAACUCAUGAGUCAUAACGGUGAAGAAGAAGAAGAUUCAGAGAACGAAGCGAGUCCAAGCUCAGAUUCUUCAGACAAAACCGGUUUGUACCCUAUCGAGAUUGCUUCCAUCGUGUCGGCUUCAGUCAUAGUCUUUGUCCUUCUCGUCCUCGUUGUCUUGUUCAUCUACACUAGAAAAGGCAAACGUAACUCUCAAGUUCAAGUAGUGGAACCAAAGGAGAUCAAAGUCUUUGUGGACAAUGGUAUCCCUCUGACCUACGAGAGCAUCGUUAGAGCCACUGGCUACUUCUGCAACUCAAACUGCAUCGGUCACGGUGGGUUCGGUUCCACAUACAAAGCCGUUGUCUCUCCUGACAAUGUCUUCGCUGUUAAAAGACUCUCCAUUGGUAGGUUCCAAGGGGACCAACAGUUCCACGCCGAGAUCUCAGCUCUCGAAAUGGUUAGGCAUCCGAAUCUGGUAAUGCUAAUAGGUUACCACGCGAGCGAGACAGAGAUGUUUCUUAUCUACAACUACUUGUCCGGAGGGAACCUUGAAGACUUCAUCAAAGAAAGAUCCAAGUCUGCUCUCGACUGGAAGGUCCUUCACAAGAUUGCUCUCGAUGUGGCCCGUGCUCUCGCUUAUCUACACGAACAGUGUUCGCCUAAAGUCCUGCAUAGAGACAUCAAACCGAGUAACAUACUCUUGGACAACAACUACAACGCUUAUCUAUCUGAUUUUGGGCUGUCUAAACUCUUGGGGGCUUCGCAGUCUCAUGUCACGACAGGAGUGGCUGGAACGUUUGGUUACGUUGCUCCGGAAUACGCGAUGACGUGCCGUGUCUCGGAGAAAGCAGAUGUUUACAGCUACGGUAUUGUCAUCUUGGAGCUUAUAUCGGAUAAGCGAGCUUUGGAUCCUUCUUUCUCGUCUCACGAGAAUGGAUUCAACAUUGUCUCGUGGGCGCAUAUGAUGCUGAGUCAAGGCAAAGCUAAGGAGGUUUUCACCAAGGGACUGUGGGAGACUGGUCCUCAGGAUGAUCUGGUCGAGGUUCUGCAUUUAGCACUCAAAUGCACGGUUGAUAGCCUCUCGAUAAGGCCGACGAUGAAACAAGCUGUUAAACAACUGAAACGAAUCCACCCUUCUAGAUUGUGAUACAGCAGCAAAACACAAGUGUGUAGUAGCUAUUAGAAGCUUUGUAGCUUUUUGUAUUUUUUGUUUUUAAGUCUGUUUGCUUAUUUUCAGACUAGGAGGUUUUUCAUCUGUGUACUAACUCUACUCGGUACUCACCAUAUGCAUCAUCAAUGUGAUUCUCUUAAAUCUGUAAACUGA